Macaca mulatta (Rhesus monkey) is the source of this 6664-nucleotide messenger RNA. NCBI's taxonomy places the organism in Eukaryota, Metazoa, Chordata, Mammalia, Primates, Cercopithecidae. The record is from RefSeq and is a predicted model, not a curated record.
AAGGGCCACUGUGCACCUGGGCUGCAUGGGCCAGAGUUGGGGGGCUGAGUCUUCCCUGGCCCCUUGGAAGGGGCCUCCAGAUGCCCAGGCUCACUUCAGUGCUGAGUUCUUCAUCGAGGAUGCCCACUGAGGCAGCCAGGCCCCUCACCAGCCCUGGGGCGAAUCCUAAACAGAGAGAGAAAAGGGUAUCUGCCCUUCUUGCCAGGCAGCUCCACGCUCCCGUUGACUGCCCACACCCUGCAGAGUGGCAGGGGUGAGAGGAAGAAGGAAGUGGCUGAGUUAUUAAUAGCCAGAGCCACUGGGAGACUGGGGAGCCUGGCUGUAGCCCCCUUUGCACCUGGGUUUGGCAUCAGCACAGACUAUGGGAGGGGCUGGCUCCCUCCCCCUCAGAUCGUCACUUCCUAUACCUAGAGGCCAUUCUGGAUGCUGCCAUGUUGGGAAGUACAGGCUCUGCCCAUUACCUGCACACAGGCACCAGAGCGGGGACUGAGAAACUCCAAGGAUGGGUCAUCUAAGUGCUGGCCAUAUGAACCUUGGACUUUCUGUCCUUAGAUCCUCACAUUUUAUCCCUGUCUUUCUGGGGCACAUUUCAAACUGAGAAAGCUACAGCAUAGUGAAGACCCAAGGAAGGCCUAUGAAAUGGUCCUGAUGCCCAACCUCCCACCCCUUCAAUGUGGGGACGCGACCCCUUCAUCUCAGAGUAAUGGGAAGAACCUCCCACAUCUCCCUGGCAGCAGAUGAGGUGGCUUCACAUGCUCUUCCCUGUCUGGACUUCAGCCCGUAUUCCGAGGAGUAGAGAGGCAGAAGAGAUGUCAGCAAAGCAAGUGACGAAGCAGAGUGGAUGUCCACUGCCACCAAGCUGGAGGGCAAGCUGCGGCCCACAAAACAGAGCCAGUCAAGGGUGGCUUUCCUGGUUUCAGAUGUGCUCACACCAUCACCAUUUUCUCAGCCUCUUCUCGCUGCCUCCAGAGAGGUGGGUGCCUGGGCUGACAGACACCGCUGCUAUGUGAUAGAGGUUGAGAGACAGAAGCCAACAAAGGAGGCCAUUCAUCAACAAAUAUAUUUAUCGGAGACCGACUAUGUGCAAAGCAGCGCUAAUACAGGGUUCCCCAAGGAGCUUCCCUGAGCUUUUACCUCACCUCCCUCCAUUUACAUUAGGGCCUCCUCCCAGGGUGUGCUCGGUGGCAGUGUGGGACUGGGGGCAUGGGAGUUGGUGAGAGCAGGAGGAGAGGUGGGGACAGCAAGCAGCCACAGAUUGGCAUGAAGGAUCCUGACCUCACUAUCCAUGCCAUCCAUGGCCCCCAGACUGACUCUGCACCUGGCCCUUUGCCAGACAGCUCUGUCUCACCGUGACCUCUGGAACAACUGGGCAUGGGUCAUGGCCAUACAUGACCCUUAAGUGCCACUAUUCUUGGAAGACCCCCUCCAGAAGCAUACUAGAAGCCACCUCUGGAAAGGCCUCAUAUGGUGAUAUGCCAAAACAUUCAUGUCAGUGUCCAAACAAUAUCCAAUGCCAUGAGACUGACGUCUUUGUGGAAACCACUGUUACAGACAGGCUUAUUUCCAAAGCCACCUCAUUUCCAAACAUCUCACUCAGGAAGGGAGGCUCAAUAUAACCUCAGGGGCCAGUUUUAGCAUUUGAAAUGGUUCUGCUUGGAAAAUGAUUCCCUGCAACUAACCCUGGUCUUUCCCACAGCAAUCUAACCAAAUUUGGAAGGCACUGCCUUCAGCUGAGUUUAUGAACAAUGAAUGCCAACCUUCAGGUUCUAGAAGAUUAUGGUUGCCCUCCCAAACCUUUAUUCUAUUAUGAUAUUACUAUUAAAAUAUUCUAAUUUUGCUAUUGAGGUAACUUGGUCCUGAAUUUAUGUUGUCAUAUACAUCUGUCAGAGAACAGAUAGCACCUGCACUUUAUUUUAUUUUAUUUUUAUUUUAUUUUUGAGAUGGAGUCUUGCUCUGUCACCCAGGCUGGAGUGCAGUGGCACAAUCUUGGCUCACUGCAACCUCUGCCACCUGGGUUCAAGAGAUUCAGCCUCUGCCUCAGCCUCCAGAGUAGCUGGGAUUAUAGGCCUGCGCCACCACACCUGGCUAAUGUUUGUAUUUUUAGUAGAGACAAGGUUUCACCAUGUUGGCCAGGCUGAUCUCAAACUCCUGACCUCAAGUGAUCCUCCCACCUCGGACUCCCAAAGUGUUGGGAUUACAGGCGCGAGCCACUGCGCUCUGCCAGCACCUGCAUCUUGUAAACGGAGAAAGUGCUUAUGACAUAAACCCCAGGAGCCCAUGGCCAUGAGGAUUAGAGGUAAUGCAACUGUCAACCCAUUAGCCUGGUAUCAGGCAGGUACCAGACACUGCUUAUCCCUUCAGUGUAGUUCUGCUGGGCUCUGAGGAGGCCAGAUCACUGCUCUUGGGUUUAUAUCCAGAAGGGGAGUUGGACGCAAACAGCUAAGUCCAUGGGACAAAACAGAAUAAAUACCAUAAUCAUAAUUGAUCACAUGGUCACAACCAGUACCACUACUCCCCAGAAAAUCUUUCUUCUCAGCUGUCAGCAGGGAAUAUAAUAGUGUCACUUUCAUUUCACUUCUAGAGCAAAGCUUAACUUUCUUGAGUGUGUAACACUCAUAGAGGAUGUUGUUAAAAUGCAAAUUCCCAACACCUUCCACCCAGCCCCAGAGUCUACUUCUGUGGGUCUGAGAGGGACCCAGGAAUGGCACUUUUAAUGGCCCCUCAUGAGAUUGAUGUGGAUGGUUCCCAAACCCUGUGAGGUGGACUGUCAGUGCAGUGGAGCCUGGGGGAUGCCCAUUUGUGCUUAGGCCACUGAGAAAUGUAGAGGCUCAAUAGGCCUUUGGUAUAUUCAAAGGUGAGUGAAGGAUAACAAGGUGAAGUGAUGCCUGUGAAGAGAUGCCUGUGAAUCUGAUUUUUUGGAUGACUGCAACCAAGAGUGAGUGGGCAUGAAAAACAAUCCAAGAGCUCACAUUUAUAUGAGGCUCUUAUCAGUACUGAGACAUUCUCAUUUCACAAGCUUGGAUGUGCAAAAAGAAAAAAAAAUUACUUAUUUCUUUAAAUCAGUUAUUGAUUUCAAACCCCCCAUCCUGCUGUCUGGCUGGAAAUUCAGUUAUCAACCAUGAUUGGUUCUGGCUCCUGGAGCCAUCUGAAAGUCCUUGGAUGCCACUUACCCUUGAAUCAAGGGUGCCAUUGUGGGUCUUUGGUCCCUUUCCCAUUUGAGGCUAUUUAAUGGCCCUGCUUCUCACCUGAGCCUGGAAAUCCUACAAAGCCUAGACCCCAGGGUUAGGCCCACCUCCCUGUGCACACUCGCAGCCAUGCCCUCUCCCAGCCCCAGUCCUAGGAAGCCCACUCCUCUGCACCACUCCCUCUCUUCACCCAAUCCAGCCCCUCACGGGCUGAACAAAAAAGCCAGAAAAGGAAGAGUGUGCAGGAACCUUUUAUAGUCCAUCCUUCUUUGACGCUUCUUGGAAAAAGUACAAAUACAGUGAUAACUAAAUACCAUAUCUCUAUCAAUUAUCCUUUGGCCCAAAGCCCUCUGGGGUGAUCCUCCAUGAUGGAUGUCCCAUUUAAAGGUGAGGAAUCUGAUUCUGAGGAAGCAACCGUUGUGGACAGCUUCACAUAAUAGCUGGCCAGGCCUAGACUCAAACCAGGCUGUCCACCUCUCUCUGGUCCAGCCCAAUCUCCCCAGCUGAGUCAUUCUGAAGAGUCAGCAUGGACUAAAAUGGUGGAGAGGCCCCUCUUUUCCCACUGAUGUUCACUGGCCCAUGGGACAGAAGUGGGGGAAUCUCUUGAGGGCCAAUUAAAGUGGGUAAAGGAGGCAGGAGAACCAGGUAACAGUUCAUGUACUUACCUUCUAUUCAACAACUAUUCAUUAAACAGGGCAAUUUAUCCCUAUAGCACCAUGAGUUAAAGGAGAGUUGUGGAGAAAAGAGGGAAGGGGUUUGAGAAGAAAAGGCCCUGAGAAUCCUGCACACAGGCCUUCAAGGGAACAGCCCCAUCUGGUGACUGCUUAGCAGAUUCUUGCUCAAGAAACAAAGCCAUGUGAUUUUCUUCAACCACUCUCAAAGACGGAGAGAUAGAGUUAAGCUGGAGUCUGAAGCCAGUCAGUAUCAAAUCGAUAUUAAAAUACUAUAUUGUAGCAAAUCCAGGAGAAAUACAUCCUAUCUUUCACAACCACAGGAAUUAAAUACCGGGGAGAAAGGUCCAUCUUCUGUCAGUAGCACCAGAUACCAGACUCAUUAUAACCUUUCAUCAGAGAUUAAAUAUGGAAACAGAUCCUGGGCAAGCCCUUGGCAAAUCAUAAAUGAGAGGGUUUUUCUCCAUGACAUACCCUGGCCAUUCCUCCACUCUCCCAGCCGCAUCACGUCUCCAGCCCUGUUACAACUUGACAGCAAUAAUAAUAACUAAAAUGUGCACAGAUCUUUACAGUUUACCAAGCCAUUAACCCAUUUAGAACACUUCUUUAAUCGGUAAAUCAGUGGGGAAGGGCUUGGCUAUGCUGUAGUAACAGACCUCUCUAAUCUUAGUCACUUGACACAACAAAAGAUAUCUCACUCACAGAACCUGCGGUGAUCUGGGUGACUCUCAGGUCAGUGGCUCAGUAGUGCCCCUCUGCCUGCUCAGGGCCUGGACAUAUGGCCUCAGAGCCCGCCCCCCCACAGCCAGUGUCUCAGUAACCCAGACUGUUUGGAACCUGAGGUACCUCCAUUUCAUAAUAAGCUGCUAUGAUCGAUGGGGCAGGGGAAGAAAGUCCUGGAAGAUCCCGCACUGCUAAGCAAUGCUUUGUCCCAAAGUAACACUCUUCACUCUGCUCCCAGUCUAGCUGCCACAAGAGCAGGACAGAAUAUUCUGUGUGCUCAGAAGAAGGAAAGAGCAGAUAUGGUUGAGCGCUAAAACCCUCUACUGUGGGUAGUGAAUCUAGGUGGACACAGUUGCUCACCAGGACACUUAAACCAGCUUUGCGGGACUGUCGGGGUUGGGAAACACAGUCUGGAAAGAUUUCCCAAUGGAGGAAGCACCAACUGUGGGUCCCCAAAGCUGAGGAGAUGAUGCCCAGGCAAGGCCGAGGCAUCUGCAGAGGGCUGGGGAGGUGGGAAAGACGAUUUGCUCAGAGGAGGCAGAGAUGGGGUGGUGGCUGGGAGAGAUGCAGGGUCAAGAAAAGGAUGGCUUCAGAGGGAAGAGAUUUGCUGGGGCAGGGGGCCACAGGAUGGGGAGGUUGCAGAGUCCAACAGGACAGCUGACGGAGCGAGACUCUGUGGGCGAGGAGGAGAUGGGGUGACUCUCAUUGCAGAAUCGCACCCGAGUUCCCACCAGCCCUGUGGGGCCGCUAUGACUAGUCCCAUCCUGCACAUGAAGAAAACAAGGCCCCUUCCAGUUGUCCCUCACGCCUCCCUUCAUUUGUGUAGAGUACCUGAUGUGUAUAAGGACAAGAGGUGACAAACACAUGGCCCCUACCCUUCAAGGACAUACAAUCCAGAGCUAGGACAAGACCUUAACACAGGGCAAAGUACCAGUGCUCUGAGUUCAUCUGAUGAGCGAUGGGAGAAGGGGCUUGAUACUAGCCAUGUGGGAGAGACUGGGUUUCAGUCAAGCGUGCUGGGAAAGACUUUCUGGGCAAAAGGAACAAGCAAAGGUGUGCAAAGGUAAGGAAGCAGGAAAACCUGUGCACAUCCUGAGAACUUGCCGGCCAGAGGCCUGUGAAGGAGCACAGCGGUCAGGCAGGAGAGGCAGUCGGAUCCAGGCUGAGACCAUCCUGGAGGGUCUUGAGGCUGGCUUACCCCAGGCUGUGAGAAGUGGGCUCAGCCUAGUCCUGGCUCCUGGAUUAGUGCUCACCUGCCCCUCUGCCCACUCAGGGCCUGAAGGAACGGCCUCAGAGGCCCCACCAACCAGGCUCAGGAAGGCAUUCCUAGCUCAGAGUACCCUCCUGGAGUCUCCUGAGCCUAGAGAAGGGGCUCCUGAGUGCGUCGCGCCACACCCCGAGGAGCAGAGGCGCAGUCCUUCCGCGUGCUCCCAGCACACUCCACCCCUGCCCAGCAUACCCAUGGGGCCCCCACCUUGCCCACCUGGGGAGAACGACCCACUCUGCCCCCGCUCAGGGAGAGUUGGUGGCCACUGCUCUAUCCCCCCCUCCCUCCCUUCCUCUUCUACCUUCUCUCUCUUCUCAUCUGGGCGCUGGAACCCAAGCGUGAAAGUGAGAGUCAGAAAGUCGUCUCAAGGCAGAGCGGGGCAGCUAAUUUAAAAUGGCUUCUACUCCAGCCCCCAGUGUGACUAAUCUCCUUCUCUUCGCUCUACAGGUCUAUAAAUGGGCCACACAGCAGGCACCCCUUUUUAAAUCUGUCAAAUCCCCAAAUCCAUUAAAAGUGACUUCAGAGGUCCCAGAUAGGGACCAAUAUUUGUUUAAACCUUUGUCCUCAUUACAUUUCAUGACCGCCAGCUUACAAAAGAGAGACUGGGGGGUCUGGAUGAGACACACGCUUUCCCUUGAGUCCACACUGGAAAGGACAGAGGCAGGUGUCACACCGUUCCUCUUUGACCCGAGCCGCUUGAAUCCCAGAGUUUCAACAGCUCAGGUGGGUUGAAGGCUCACAAUGUACCAGACAUCCGAAGCGCUUUACAUACAUUUGCUCCUUGAAUCUUCACGACAGCCCUGUGAGAUGCAAUUAUC